AUGAAUUAGAAAUCUUAAAUUCAAUUGGAUUUUGAUUCAGAAGACACAGAAGGAUCUGAUAUCUCAUUCGAAAGUUCAUUUGAUGAGUAAUUAGAAUAGGAAUUUGAAUAAAGUAUAUUAAAAUUGAUAUUUGUAAGCUUUGCAAUAGAAAGGAAUAGUUUAAUUUAAGGAUUAAAUGGAAAGAAUGAUGUAAUUAAAUUAAGAAAUAGGAACAAUUAAAUUGGAAAAAGCAAAUUUUGAAGAUGAAGAAGAAUUGAAGAAACUAUUUCCACCAAGAUAAUAAGAAAAUUUAAUAUCUCGGAAAUCAAUAUCAAAUAUAUAAAUGUAAAUAUAAAUUAUAGAGUUAGUAUGUCUCCAAGAUAAAAGAGUUAAAGUGAAAAUAAAAAUAAUUCUUAAUGGUAUUAAGUCUCGAAAAAUAUUCUAAACAGUUCUAAAAAAGUAGCAUCUUAACCUACUUUGGAAGAAUUUCAAUAGAGAUUGAAUUUGUUUCGGAUAAAUAACACAAAGAGUGAUAUAGUAGAUUUAAUAAUAGAAGAGUAGGAUAAAUUAUUAAAAGAUAUUCAACAAUAAGAAAAAAAAAAUAAAGCUAUUGAAAAUGCAGUUCAUGAAUCUAUUGAAGCUAAAGUUAGAAAAGAAACUGGAGAUGUGGGAUAUGUUUCAUUUAGAAAAAAGAUUUAGUUUUAAUUCCGUAUAAGAAAGGCAGAGGAAUUGGCUUAGGAAAAGGUGCUUAAAUAGAAAGAGAAAAAAGAAACUGACAUGCAUAGAUCCCUUUAAAUAUUUGAUUAAUUGUUUUUGAAUAGGAAUUAUGAUGAAGAGGGAGAAGUUAAAAGUUUAGCUGCAGAAGAAUUAUAUAAGAAAGUCAAGAAGUGUUAAGAUGACAUUGAUGUUAAAAACACAAUUAUAUAAUUUAUUAUAUAACAUAGGAAAAAAUAGAUUGAUGAAUACAAAAAUAAGCCAACAAUUUUAAAACCUACUAAAUUUAUAUCAGAGGAUAGUAGAGAAUUCUCAUUACUUUAACCUAACAUGCAAUUUCGAUAGUAGAUGAUGCAAUAACAAUUAAAUAAGGAAGUACUUGAUAAAAGAGACGAUUUAGAAGGAGAAAACAUUUAUUUAUUAACCAAAAUAAAUUAAAUAUUGGAAGGAAAUCUCAUGAAAUUAUGGAAACAUAAAUUAGGAUCUAAAAUGUGA
This is a messenger RNA of Paramecium pentaurelia, 1188 nucleotides long. NCBI's taxonomy places the organism in Eukaryota, Ciliophora, Oligohymenophorea, Peniculida, Parameciidae. The record is from the annotation of a GenBank genome assembly.